Molecule: messenger RNA, 7942 nt
Organism: Chrysemys picta bellii (western painted turtle)
Lineage: Eukaryota; Metazoa; Chordata; Testudines; Emydidae
Source: RefSeq, a predicted model, not a curated record
GGGCCAGGUGGGGCGGCCGCGGGUCGCAGCGGGGAUUCCCAUUGGGGAGCGGCGCGCGCCGGCUCCCUGCGCGGGGUGGGGCCGCCAGGACACUGACUCCCGCCCUCUCCCCAUGUCAACAAGCGGGGCGCGGGGCGCCUGCGCCGGGGGCUUGCGCGUCCCCCGCUCUCGUGCGCGGCGUUGGUCUCCCGAGCAGGGCCCGGGCUGUGGCCUAGCGGCGGCCGCGCACCGAUCGCGGCGGCCCGCGGGCCCCGCCCGCCGGGGAGGAUGAUGGCCGAGGACUCGCCCAAGCGGCGCAAGGCCAAUUUCAACGAGGCGGAGACCGAGGUGCUGAUCGAGCAGGUGCUGAAGCACGAGCAGCUGCUGUUCGCGGCGGGGCCGGGCCGCGCCUCCCCGGGUCAGAAGCGGCGGGUGUGGGAGCUGAUCCGGCACAAGGUGAACCCGGUGGCCGCCUGCCCCCGCGACGUGGAGGAUCUCAAGAAGCGCUGGAGGGACUUGAAGCGGCGCGACCGCAGCAAGCUCUGCCGCCUCUCGCAGGGCUGCGGCCCCGCCGGCCACCCCGGCGGGCUCGGCCUGCUGCUGUGCACGGAGGAGAUGGCCCAGCCCGCCCCGCAGCCCGACCACCACCGCGCCUACGGAUCCGCGCUGGGCCCCGCCGAGGCCGUGCCUAUCGUGGGCGGCAUUGACACGCUGGACCUGCCCGGAGCCUCCGUGGUGGAUAUCGGGUUUACAGAUGAUCCUGGUCCAUCCCACCAAGCCUGUCUUGAGAAGAUGAAUUUAAAAGAGGAAAUAGUAGUGAAGGUAGUGGAGCCGGAAGAAAGUUCUGAGGACAUGGCUGUGGUUCCACCUAGCCAGGAGCAACUGCCCUUUCUGGGAACAGCUGGGGGUGGCUUGUCUGGGAAAGUAAAAGCCAAAACAAAAGGCCGGUCUCAGACAGACCAAAAUGAAAUUACUGAAGAGGACCUAAUGCAGAUCCAGCAGAACCAGAUGCAGGUGAUCCAGUCUGGCUUUGACAGUGUCAACCACAACCUUCGGCUGCUGCAGCAAGGCAUGCAAGAUCUCAGCAACAGCCUCAGUAUUAUGGCACACACACUGGUGGCUAUCAAAAAUGUUUAUGUGAAAAACAACACUGGCCCAACCACCUAUGCCACCACCUCUACUCAGACCACAGCAGGGUACCUGAGUCCUGGGUCUCCCCAGAUCUCCGCAGCUGAGGACAGAGGCAGAGCACAGGUGGCUGGAAGCAGCAGCAGAAGCAGCAGCUGCAGUUCCAGCUCUAUGUCUCAAGAACCAGGCCCUUCGGAAUUUCCUAGACCACCCCUGAGAACCAUUAAGAAAGAACAUCCAAAUGGCUGCUACUAUUUCUGUUUUGCAGAUGUGUAAAACUUGAAUAUGUGUAAAGUGACUGAUGUUAGAGGUGCUGUUGUAUGCGCUGCUCCACCCUGUGACUAUAAUGGAGCAAACUGGACGUGCCUCCUGCUCUUUUUUCCCCAGUGGGGAAAGUUUCACAUUAGGUGGCAUUUGACACUAACUACCAAUCUCCCAUUUGUUAACACUAACUGUUGCAGUUGGUUAAUGUCUCUCUUCGGUUUUCUUCACCGUCUUCUUUCAAAAAAAAAAUCAAAUUUAUUUUGACUAAGACUCUUGUCUGUAUCCUCUUUGGGUUAAUGUGAUUUUUUUUUUAACAUAAAAGGCAUGAUGGAGUGGGGUGCAAAGGUAAUGUUACAGUUAUUGAAUAACCGAAGCAGAAUCUGUUAGUUACACAAGUUGUGUAUUUUUUUUAAACCCAACUGCAAAAAUAGUUGACUUUAUUUAGUAUCUGCUAUUUUUAUUGUAUUUUUAAAAAGACUUUAAAAAAAAAUCUGGGCUGUGCAAGGUAUCCCCAGGGUUUGGCAACUUUACCUCUUGGGGAGAUGGGAUAGAACUAGGCCACAGAGCUGCUGAUCCAUGAAUGUGCUGCUCAUAUUUCAUCCAGCAUUGAUCCAUCUGGUCACUGUUCAUUUCCAGCUCUUCAGAUGCACCUUCCCUGCAGAAGCAUUUUGCUUAACUGCAAUGAAAGUGGAGGCUAUUCGUCACAUAGGUUUUUAAAAAGAGAAAUAUAGCAAAAAAAAUUAAUUUCUGGUGAGUGAUGCCUGCUCUCAAUAUGGAACAAUCUUUGCUGGUAUAGCUUAGCACCAGUUUCUGUCUUCAACAGAGCCAGCAUGCUUUCUGGGGACAAAUGUCACACUGUUUGAAAGAGGUAGAAAAGAAACCCAUGUCCUAUAUUGUCCAGAACUGACAGUAGACUUGCUACUCACAGUAUACUAAUUAGGGUUUGGUUAGGCUGGGGUAGAGCAAGUGCUCUCUCCUGGCUCUUGAAAGAAUUCCAUUGGCUGGGCCUCUGUUUGGGUGGAAGUGGUAGAAGAUCUUCCAUUUCCUUAUCAUUAUUUAUAUCAUAGCACUUAGGAACCACAGUCAUGGAUCAGGACCACAUUGUGCUAGGCACUGUACAAACAUAGAAGAAAAAGAUAGUUCCAUACUACAUCCUGGGGGCAAGGAGAGUUUGAGGAGAAAACAAUUCCUAAAUGCCAGCCCAGGAGCAAAUAAGAGCCAAGGAUAGAAAGAACAAAAGUCUGCUUUUUGCAUUAAUUUCUACAGAUGACAAUGCAUUUAGUUUGAAUAUCAAAAUAGGGGAAUUGCUAUUUAACAGCUCUUCUUAAAUAAUUGUGACUUAUACAUAUGCCUGCUCUGUACACAUACCCACAGGGUCCAACUCCCCCUUUCAGUGCCAGCGGAGAAAGCGUGUGGCUCUGUUAAGUAAGAAGACAUCAUUUUUACAAUCAGUUGUGACAGUAGUACUGCACUUUAAGGAGAUACCUUUCUGUUAAUCCUGAGGAAAUGAUGAAGCCCUUUGCUUUAAACUAUGAUAAAGCUGAGAUGAUAUCAACAGCUUCCAGCAGUUGGGAGUGGUGCAAGGAUUUUUCCUCAGGCUCCAAAAUAACAUCCCCUUAUUACAGCCUGUGAAACUGCUACCUCAAGGUGAGCAAAAUCUCAGUCGCAUAGCCUGUACAGAGUCCCCACAACCAGCAUUUGGGACUAGCUGUAUAGAAGAGGGCCUGAUCAUGUUGAGAGCUCUGUGAUUUUAGCUGGCAGCUCCUCAAGUAUUGCUGAAGAAUGAAUCUCAAACACAUUAUCCAGAUGACUGAAAAGAAACAUCUGAAAAAUUAAAAAUUGGCAAGAGCAUACAGUGUCAAAAUUAAAUACUCCCACGGACAUUUUUUCCAGCUAUUAUUAUACAGAAGGGGGGGCACUUAACUAACCCUCUAUCCCCCACAAUAGUUACUGUUGUCAGUUACUUCACUUUCUACAGCAGGAGGAAAGAAACCAAAGGUUGAGACAAGGAUGGACUGUUACCCUACACCAGCACAAAGACAUGUGCUACCUGCUGACGCCAUGGUUGAAGAGGUUUAGACUUUGGAGCUUAGGGGUGUUCUAUCAGUAUUAAAUGCUAGGAUCACAAAUGCAAAAGUAGGGUUCUUUUGUCAUCACCUUUGGAAACUAUUGCGUUACUUUCUCCAACUCAUUAGUUUCCCUUUACUUCUGAUGAAAAGAUUCCCUUUUAUUCUCCUUUAUAUUAACUUCAGUGCCUGUAUAUAUUUUUUUUUAAUCUGGCAGCUGCUGCCUAAUUAAAAGCAAACCUGCAGUAGUAAUAUUGCUGGUGUGUGUUCCUCAUUGCCCUAGUCCGUGUACAGUAUGCAAGAUUAUAUUGUAACACAAGCAUACAGUACAUCUACAAUGGGGGUUAAUACAGGCUAGGUGCCUUCUAUGAAGGAAUAGUCUGGCUUCUGAGAAGUUUUACUUCACAAAAGCAGUUGCUGCAGGUGAUAGGUACAACUAUUUUACUAAUCACUUACCAGGUUUUCUUAAACUGACCCAGGCCAAAACUAGUUUCUGAGUCCUGUGAUAUUAAAAGCUUCCUAUUGCUUGGAAAUAGCAUAGGAUUCCUGUUUGCCUGAUGUGCACAUAUUAACAUGCUGGGAGUUUGCAUAUUCAGAUUCCACUCAUUGAGAUGUGGGCUUCAUCAAGUUGUAUUUUCUUUAACUGAAAAGCAGCCUUCGCCUCUCUUCUGUUCUUUUAGGACAAGUAGUCAUUAAUGCUUCUGUAACAUUCCAGUUAGAUUAGUGAAAUGUUGUGCUCUAAAGCUCACCUAAUCAUUCUGGGCAGUGACUGCCAAUUUGUCCAGACUACAGAAGCCACUCCUUAACUGUUCAACAUUCUUUCAAGGCCAUUUCUCCAAUUGUUGAAUUGCUGCAUUUGCUCUGUGGCAACAUUGCUUGGUAGAGCCUAGCUUGGGCCUCUAUCACCCUGAAGUUUAAGUCCCUGCUAUGAGCAAUUGGAUUUUUCAGUUCAGAAACAGCUAAUGUUUGUACGUCAAGUGCUGUGGAAUUCCUGAGACUCUAGGAACAGUAGGUGGACAAGUACCUCCAAUGUGAUCAUGAUGACCGAGGCAUACUGAGAGACACUAUAGUAGUAGUGUAUCUACACAAACUGCUUCAGCGACACAGCUGCAUCACUGCAGCACUUUAAUGAAGACAUUACCUACAAUGAUGGGAGGGGUUCUCCUGAUGGCAUAGGUAAUCUAUUUCCCUAAGAGGCAGUAGGUAGGUCAACAGAAGAAUUCUCCUCUCGACCUAGCACCAUCUACACUGGGGGGUUAGGUCGGUUUAACUGUGUCGCCCAGGGGUGUGGAUUUUUCACACCUCUGAAUGACGUAGUUAUACUAACUUAACUUCCUAGUGUAGACUGGGCCUCAGAAUGUCAUAUUUGGAAUCUGCCAUAUUUUUACCACACUGAACCUGAUCUGUAGCAGAAUCAUUGCUUGGUUGGAUGGAGGGCGUGGGGCAAGAAAUAGAGCAAAGCUAAAGUAUCUACCCUUUUUACUGUAAUACAGGGUAUGAGGCUGCUGAAUCAGUAGGAGCACUCCAGUUUGCAACAUGAACAUCUCACUGUUGCUUGCUCUAGUACCAACAAAUUUCCACUAUGUACUUUCUAUGUAACAAAAAGAAACAAAAAAAGUAUGUCAUAACACAAUUGGUGCUGCUUCUCUCCAUUUAUAAGUUCAGAGUUACAACAGUCAAGAAAUAGGCUAUAAAAAUAAUUUGUUAGGAGCUUUAUAAACAGUAAACUCAUCAUUCAUAGGCAGUCAAGGAUUGCAGUUUUGCAUGCUGAAUGAAUAUUUUAUUUAGAACCAGUUUAUAAAAAUAAAAUACAAAAUAAUUUGAAAACAGAACAUAAAACAUUGUACAAAGCCUUGAUAUGGUACAAAUGGGAAAAAAAAUAAUUACACCUUUAUAUACAAAUGACCGUUACAAGGGCAUUAGCUCUUCUGCCAAAACUUAUGUUCUUGGAUGCCUGAGCAAAAAGAAAAAAAAUGGCUUACAAGAUUUCAUUGGGGGUUGGGGGGGAUAAGUACAGGGCAAGAGAGUCUGGAGGACUCUCAAGAAUUGCCUCUCACUAUGGUAACUAAUAAACUCUGGGGAAAAUGUAAAUGAAUUAUACCAUAGAUUUUUAAUCUUGAGUUGUUAAAUGUCUUCUUAUUGGAGUGACUGAACAGUCUAUCUUUAGUUCAUUUACAGAUUUUCAUUUCUUUGUGGUAUUGCUCCAAGAUUUUAGAUUAGCAGCCAACAGUUCACAGAUUCAGAAGUUCACUACUUGUCUCUAAGCCCUGCUGGUGAUUUCCUUAAUUUAUUGAACUGGAUACUUGUAGGAAAGCAGUUGAAAAUCAGUUGCUGCCAGUGCCAGCAUAACAGCUUGUGUCUGGGCUAAUUCAAGGGGGAAAUCAGAAGUCAGAGGAAGACUUUGGAACCUUGCUCUCUGGCCAGGGAAGGUAGCAUGAAUGCAGAGAAGGUUUCCAAGCAACUUACUGCUGGGAUUCUGUCAGGCAGGUGGAGGCACGGGGUGUGUGAAACAGCUUUUUUAAAAAAGGCUGACCUCCCCGGUGUCAAAUUAUCAUGACUUUGCUCUGCCAUGCAGCAGAUAGGGGUUUAUGAGAACCCCAAACGACUCCCAUUCUCCAUACAUGGGAAGACCAGGCCCAUCCACAUUGUAUCUUUGGGGGAAGAUGCAAACUGUCCUGCUGUUAGAGCACCCUAUACACUGGCCUGUUCACAGAUGAACUGAUCCUGAAAGGAGGCUAACACCUGCAACUCCCAUUGGAGGUAGUUAAAUUCCUUUUGAGAGUUGUGGGUGGUCAAUCCCUCUUAUGGGCAGCCUGUUUAUGAUAUUGCUUUUGAGACCAUGUGCUCUGCACCCCUGGUCACAGCAGUUGCUAUAAUAAAUGAGGAGGGGGCAUAGGUCUGCACGGUGGCCACAACACAUUCAUUUUCCAAAUAAAAUAACCAGCAACUGUAAAUAUCCUCACAGUGGACCCAUUCCUUCAGUCCAUACACAGGAAAAACCUCCACUGACUUCAAUGAGAGUUUCACUUGCAUGAAAAUGGCUGGACCAGCCCAAGAUCUAAGUUAUCCAUAUGCAGGAGGAAUGGAAGUAGUAGACAGUAAAACUUAUAGAUCAUAUAAGCCAACAUUUGCACUGGAUAAGGAUAUUGCUGAAGACCUAAGAAGCAAAACAUUUGAAUCAUCAUAUACUCAUUUGUAUAUAAGCAGGGUUUCUUUAUUUCAGCAUUUCAGUUAAAGCCUUUGUUAUAUUCAAGCUCAAGUUUGCACUGCACAGUCUCUAGCUCUAAUGAGAGAUGGACCCUGAACCAAAACAAAGGGUCCAGAUACCAUGAAUCUUUGAGAACGUUCAGGUCAAUAUCUGAGCCUUGCAGUUCAGAACACUCUCUUGUGCUAGCUUUAUGCAUCAGCCACAUAUUAAUUUCUGAAUAUAAUUUUCCCCUCCAUGAACAACUUUUGCAAAGGGAGAAAGUCAUUCCCAUGAUUAUCUGGCAUGCAUGCUGAGCAUCUUGGAAAGUGACUGGCUAACAAAAAACAGCACAUACUAUACAGGAAAGAUUGCAAGUACUAGGGGUUUGUCAUUGUUACUCUUAAGAGACACUAUUGGUGACAAUGAAUGGAAUGAAAGUCAAAAUACAAAUUAAAACUUGAAUGGAGUAGCCACUAAGUUAACAUACAGUACCUAGAGAUAAUAAACUUCUAUAUAUUUUUGUCUUAAAGGGAGAUCUGACUCAAUAUUAAAAUAAAGACAAAUGAUUUAAAGCAUAAGACUAUAGAGCCUGCUGUGAUUGUGAUUAUACAAAUUCCUCUGCUUUAGAUAGCGUGCUGUGGGAAACCCAGGUUGUACGAGUCAUUACACAAUCCAAGCUCCCCCUUAUUUCAUUUAUUUUUCCCCAAAGAGAUUUGUGUGUUUGUGUUUCAGGGGAAGGGGAGUUCAGGUGGGAGGCCAGAAAAGUAUAGAUUGGGUGUUUAUGUAUAUUGUGGUGACUUGUAAGUAUCCCUUAAGAUUCAUUUGUUCACUGUCUAGUUUCCUUGCAUUUGCACCAAAGAGAUUAGGCAUUAUACUAAAUUAUACUAGGCAUUUGCACCUGAAAGGAUUAGGCAUUAUACUAAAAGCUCCAAUAACAGCCAGGGCCAUCCAUAGCCUUUAAUAGUUAAAGGCAGGGACAUAGUUAAGUACUACAGCUUUUAUCAAUAUAGUAACCAGGUCCCCUGACUGUGUUACAGUGGAAGCAUAGAUGAACCAAAAGACAUUUGGAAUGACAGUGUGUACUUUAUGAGCCUAAUCCUGCAAGUUGCUGAGCAUCCUCAACUCUAACAGAAGUCAACAGGUGUUGGCAAUCAGCACUUCACAGGAUCAGGCCCAUAAGAAAGCAAAUUGUUAUUUUAUACCCGAGUGACUAGAAAUCAAUUGGACUGUGAUUGCUACUCAUUCCUCCCAUUCAUUUUUGGAAGGUUAAUUUUGUCACUGAAAUGAAAUGUGCAAAAAUAUUUUAGGUGAAACAAAA